AUGGCUACAGCUUCUAAUCCUACUGCUCCUCCGACUACUCAUUCGCCGCGGAGUGCUGACUCCGCCGCCAUUAAUAGUCCGCGAUCCCGGAGGUCUGAGGCGGCGCGUGGUGUUCCAUCGCCGUGGACUCAGAUUGUUCGCGGUGGCGAUGCCGAACUGGUUAACUCUCCCACAGCUGCCUCCGGUGCUGCCGUUGCGGCUCCUUCUUCGCCUUCUUCACCUGGUGCUGUCCACGGACAAAUCGUGAACUUUUCUUCUGAUUUGUCGCCUUCGAAAUCGGCAACAGUUGCUGCUUCGUCUUUUGUUUCGCCGGAGGAUACCGCUGCUGAGUCUCAGCCGGAAGGACCCGAUAACAGCAGUGGCAGUGGCAAUGCGGCUAAGAAGCCGGCUUGGAACAAGCCGUCGAAUGGUGCUGUGGAAGCCAGUCCGGUUAUGGGAGCUGUGUCUUGGCCACCUCUCUCGGAGUCCACUAAGGCUUCUCCGAAAUCCUCUUCGACCGAUUCAUUGAAAGCUCUAUCUGAUGGAUCGGUUUCUUUAUUACAGGGAAGUGAAAUAGCAUCAUCUUCUUCACACAAACAAGUAAAUAAUCCAAACCCUAGUUCAACUCCAAACCAUGUGGGGCCCACACGCCAGAAGUCUAUGAAGCGUGGCAGUGGAGGUUCAAACAAUAAUGUAUUAGCUAAUGGUGUCUUUCCUCAGCCACCACCACCUCAAGGUCCAGUGGUGGAAGGCCCUCCUAGUAACUUCGGAAAAUCUGGUAGUGAGCAUACAAACAAGGAGACUGGACAAAAGGGAGGUUUUGGGUCACAAUCACAUGGUGGGAAUGAUCACCAUCAACCGCAACAGCAGCGUAAUUCGUAUAGGAGGGGAAAUGGCGGCCCACACCAUGGUUCUUACCAACAUGGAUAUGGGGGGCGACGUGAUCAGGAUCGUGGGAAUCAGGAUUGGAAUCCUCCGCGAAAUUUUAGCGGCAGAGACACCCACAUGCAGCCGCAGAGAGGUUUUCCUAGGGGCUUUAUACAACCCCCUCCUCAUACUACUGCAACUUUUAUACCUCCCCCACCUCUGCCGGUUCGGCCAUUUGUCAGCCCUAUGGUGUAUCCUGAUGUGGGAUCUCCUUUCUUUUAUGUUGGUCAUCCGGAGUCCCUUAGAGGUGUGCCAUUUGUUCCGCCACUGCCGCCUAUGUUCUUCCAUGUUCCGGAUCCCCAGUUGCAUUCUAAGAUAGUAAAUCAGAUAGAGUAUUAUUUCAGCAGUGACAAUUUAAUUAAAGAUACAUUCUUGCGGGAAAACAUGGAUGAUCAAGGCUGGGUUCCAAUUAAAUUAAUAGCAGGCUUCAAGAAAAAUUCUUCAGCCUUGACAAUGUUACAAGAUAUCCGGGAGUAUAGAAGGUAUGAUUGGGAAGAGUGGAAUCCUUGCUGA
Molecule: messenger RNA, 1419 nt
Organism: Ilex paraguariensis (yerba mate)
Lineage: Eukaryota; Viridiplantae; Streptophyta; Magnoliopsida; Aquifoliales; Aquifoliaceae
Source: the annotation of a GenBank genome assembly